Molecule: messenger RNA, 3786 nt
Organism: Diospyros lotus (date-plum)
Lineage: Eukaryota; Viridiplantae; Streptophyta; Magnoliopsida; Ericales; Ebenaceae
Product: AP-2 complex subunit alpha-1-like
Exons: 27
Coding region: 234-3290 (1018 amino acids)
Biological process (GO): clathrin-dependent endocytosis; intracellular protein transport
Cellular component (GO): membrane coat; AP-2 adaptor complex
Molecular function (GO): clathrin-cargo adaptor activity
Source: RefSeq, a predicted model, not a curated record
CUCUCCACCCUGGCCGACGGCUCUGUCCAAAAUUUUCUCACUGUCCCUCCAUUCGUCUCUCUCUCUCUCUCUAGAUCACAGUCUCCGUCUCUGGAGGAAGCAUUGCAAGCAUUCCCUCUGACAAUUCGCCAAGAUCUCGCGCUUGUUCUACGAUCUAGAUAGGGGAAUUAAGAUAGAAGAGACUGCAAGAAAGGAAAAAUCGAAAUCGAAGGAGUGGGUGGAUCUGAGUGGAGAUGGCGUUGUCAGGGAUGAGAGGCCUCUCCGUCUUCAUCAGCGACAUCCGCAAUUGCCAGAACAAAGAGCAGGAACGCCUCCGCGUCGACAAAGAACUCGGCAACGUCCGUAACCGUUUCAAAAAUGAAAAGGGUUUGACGCCUUAUGAAAAGAAGAAAUAUGUUUGGAAAAUGCUUUACAUCUAUAUGCUAGGUUAUGAUGUAGAUUUUGGUCACAUGGAAGCUGUUUCCUUAAUAUCUGCACCAAAGUACCCAGAAAAGCAGGUUGGGUACAUAGUGACAUCAUGUUUGCUCAAUGAGAAUCAUGAUUUUCUGAGAUUAGCAAUUAAUGCAGUCCGCAAUGAUAUUGUUGGAAGGAAUGAAACUUUUCAAUGCCUAGCAUUAACUCUGGUUGGAAAUAUUGGUGGGAGAGAUUUUGCAGAAUCAUUAGCACCAGAUGUUCAGAAGUUACUUAUUUCAAGUAGUUGCAGACCCCUUGUCAGAAAGAAGGCAGCCUUAUGUCUCCUUCGCCUGUACAGGAAAAAUCCUGAUGUAGUCAAUAUAGAUGGCUGGUCAGAUCGGAUGGCACAGCUGUUAGAUGAACGUGACCUUGGUGUUUUGACAUCUUCUAUGAGCCUUCUUGUUGCUUUAGUGGCAAAUAACCAUGAAGCCUAUUGGAGUUGUCUUCCAAAGUGUGUGAAAAUAUUGGAAAGGCUUGCUAGGAAUCAGGAUGUUCCACAAGAAUACACAUAUUAUGGUAUCCCAUCUCCCUGGCUUCAGGUUAAGACAAUGAGGGCUCUUCAAUAUUUUCCAACAAUAGAAGAUCCAAACACUAGAAGAUCAUUGUUUGAGGUUUUACAGCGGAUACUAAUGGGAACUGAUGUUGUGAAAAAUGUGAACAAAAACAAUGCAUCGCAUGCUGUUCUCUUUGAAGCCCUCGCCCUUGUCAUGCAUCUUGAUGCUGAAAAAGAAAUGAUGUCCCAGUGUGUUGCUUUGCUUGGAAAAUUUAUUGCUGUUCGUGAGCCAAAUAUUCGGUAUCUUGGCUUGGAGAAUAUGACCAGGAUGUUGAUGGUUACAGAUGUUCAGGACAUUAUCAAAAGACACCAAUCCCAGAUCAUCACCUCACUGAAAGAUCCAGAUAUCAGCAUUCGGAGGCGUGCUCUUGAUCUGCUUUAUGGCAUGUGUGAUUUUUCAAAUGCAAAGGACAUAGUCGAAGAAUUAUUACAGUAUCUCAGCACAGCAGACUUUGCAAUGCGUGAAGAAUUGUCACUAAAAGCUGCUAUCCUGGCCGAGAAGUUUGCCCCAGACUUGUCAUGGUAUGUAGAUGUGAUCCUCCAGCUGAUUGAUAAAGCAGGAGAUUUUGUUAGUGAUGACAUUUGGUUUCGGGUUGUCCAGUUUGUUGUGAACAAUGAGGACCUACAGCCUUAUGCUGCAGUGAAAGCUAGGGAAUAUCUUGAUAAGCCUGCCAUACAUGAGACAAUGGUCAAGGUCAGUGCUUAUAUCCUUGGGGAGUACAGCCACCUCCUAGCUAGACGGCCUGGAUGCAGUCCUAAGGAAAUUUUUGGUAUCAUACAUGAGAAACUGCCUACUGUUUCGACCUCUACGAUUCCCAUUCUACUUUCAACAUAUGCUAAGAUUUUAAUGCACACUCAACCUCCAGACCUGGAACUACAGAAUCAAAUUUGGGCAAUUUUCCAAAAAUAUGAGAGUUGUAUUGACGCUGAGAUACAGCAAAGAGCUGUUGAAUACUUCUCAUUGAGUCGGAAAGGUGCAGCUUUAAUGGAUAUAAUGGCUGAAAUGCCUAAAUUCCCUGAACGCAAGUCUGCAUUGAUUAAAAAAGCUGAAGAUACUGAAGCUGAUACUGCUGAACAAAGUGCUAUUAAGCUGAGGUCACAGCAGACCUCUAAUGCUUUGGUAGUGACCGACCAAUGCCCUGCCAAUGGUUCAGCUCCUGUGAAUGAGCUUGGUCUUGUAAAGAUACCUAGCAUGAGCAAUGUGGAUUAUAAUUCAUCAGAUCAAGGGUUGACUCCGGAAAAUGGGGCCCUGAGUGUUGUGGAUCCUCAACCUACUGGGCCUUCACCUGAUCUCCUUGGUGAUCUCAUGGGUCCACUGGCUAUUGAAGGACCUUCUGGUACUUCUGCUCAACCUGAGUAUAAUAUAGUCCCUGGAGCUGAAGUUUCUCCAAUUGCCGAAGAUGCUUUAGCCAUUGCUCCCGUUGGCGAGCAGACAAAUGCUAUCCAGCCAAUAGGAAAUACUGCAGAAAGGUUCCAUGCUUUAUGCCUGAAGGACAGUGGAGUGUUAUACGAGGAUCCUUAUAUUCAAAUUGGCAUUAAAGCUGAGUGGCGAGGCCAUCAUGGCCGACUUGUUCUCUUCUUGGGAAACAAAAACACAGCCCCACUAGUCUCAGUUCAAGCUCUGAUAUUACCUCCCUUUCAUCUGAAGAUGGAGCUCUCACUGGUACCUGAAACAAUUCCUCCACGGGCACAGGUCCAAUGCCCACUUGAAGUCAUCAACCUCCGCCCAAGUAGGGAUAUAGCUGUUCUUGACUUCUCCUACAAGUUUGGAACUCAUGUGGUCAACAUAAAACUUCGCCUUCCUGCUGUCAUGAAUAAAUUUUUCCAGCCUAUAUCAGUGUCUGCUGAAGAGUUUUUCCCACAAUGGAGAUCACUUUCUGGACCACCUUUGAAACUCCAAGAAGUGGUUAGAGGCGUAAGGCCAAUGCCUCUUGUGGAAAUGAUUAACUUAUUUAACAGUUUCCGGCUGGUGAUUUGUCCUGGACUUGAUCCAAAUGCCAAUAAUUUGGUGGCAAGCACGACUUUUUAUUCAGAGAGUACACAAGCCAUGUUGUGCUUGAUGAGAAUUGAAACAGAUCCAGCAGACAGAACACAGCUGCGAAUGACAGUUGCCUCGGGGGAUCCUGCACUAACAUUUGAGUUAAAGGAGUUCAUCAAGGAACAAUUGGUGAGCAUUCCUACAAUUCCCCGGGCACCUGCACCACCGCCUCCACAAGCUCAGCCUACAAGUCCUCCAACAUCGAUGUCAGAUCCUGGCGCAAUGCUUGCCGGUUUGCUUCACUAAGGUGGAUGCGGCGAUCAAGUGAACAAAUUUUCUUAACACCACCUGUAAAACUGAUCAUACAGUCUUCCACCCGUUACCAUGCCCAUACCAAGAGGUGAGCGUAAGAAACUAAUACAAUGCAGGGGCUGGCGGGCUUAAAAUGGCAAGCAUAAUAUGUGCAAAGCUUUAGCAUUAUCAGUUGGUUUUCUAUUGGGCAACGGGUCAGGCCUUCAAGCUGCAUAGUGCCAUUCUUUGUGCACAAUCUCAUAUCCUGCAGUUUGUUUUAUCGUUGGAUGAGGGUUGUUUUUCUUCUUCUUCUUCUUCUUCUUCUUCUUCUUCUUCUUCUAUAGUUGUUUUUUAUUUGUUUCUAGUGAGGUUUUACUGAAUCGGUUUUUGUAAUAUGAAACAUAUCAUCAUGAUGCGAGUAGUUUAAUGUAGGGUCAGUUGUAAGAUUCAUUUGUUUGUGGAUACAUAUAUUUAUAUUUUCAAUAAGAGCAAUUUUGGGAGGAAAAAGAAA